This is a messenger RNA of Petromyzon marinus (sea lamprey), 3675 nucleotides long. RefSeq names its product glucagon receptor-like. Gene Ontology annotation, molecular function: glucagon receptor activity; peptide hormone binding. The record is from RefSeq and is a predicted model, not a curated record. Gene Ontology annotation, cellular component: plasma membrane. Gene Ontology annotation, biological process: adenylate cyclase-modulating G protein-coupled receptor signaling pathway; cell surface receptor signaling pathway. Lineage: Eukaryota; Metazoa; Chordata; Hyperoartia; Petromyzontiformes; Petromyzontidae.
AGAGGGAGCUGCGCGUCUCUCGUCGUAGGUUGGCACUUCGAGCCGCGCUUACCCCCUCGGUGUUACGCGCGCGGGUUCGUGGCGGAGCUUUCCCGGUUUCUCCUCUUGUUGCUGGAGGUUUGUUCUUGAUUUUUUUUCUGGAUGACCGCACCAGCCCGACCGCUGAUGAUCGCGCCGCGGUUCGUUCACCGCUCCGUCCGGCAGCUGCAGCAGCAGCAGCAGUAGCAGCGAGACUCCGAGAGGAGCACGCGGCUGGUGAAGCUCACGUCCAGGAGGCAAUCGCGGGGUCCACGAGGAGGUGGAGACGAGGAAGAGCCGCGUCGCUGUCACGUCCACAGCAGUGCCGCCCCGUGACCGCUCGCUCCGCCCGGCGUGAGGUGCCCUUCCUUCGGAGCGCAUGGCCAGCGAUGGGGGGGGGCCGCGCGCACCAGCUGAUGCGUCUCGCCACGCUGUGCUGCCUCGCCCAGCUGGCGAGCCCCAAGAUCCUCGAGGACACGUACGAGCGCUGGAAUGGCUACCGCAGAGAGUGUUACCAGCAGCAGGAGCUGCAGCCCCUGCCCAUGGGUGUCUACUGCAACCGCACGUUUGACCGCUACGCGUGCUGGCCGGACGGGCUGCCCGACUCGGUGGUGAACGUGUCGUGCCCCUGGUACGUGCCCUGGCACGACAAAGUCCGCCAUGGCCUCGCGUACAGGCGCUGUGGCCCCGAUGGGCAGUGGGAGACGGACGGCGACGGGCAGCCGUGGCGCGACCUCAGCCAGUGCGCGGACCCUCCCGUCGGGGAGCAGUCCGGUCAGUCUCAGAUCCUGAGUGGCUACAAGACGAUGUACACCGUGGGCUACUCGCUGUCCCUGGCUGUCCUCACUAUCGCGCUGGCCGUGCUCCUGUCCUUCAGGAGGCUUCACUGCACCCGCAACUCCAUCCACGCGAACCUCUUCGCCUCCUUCAUGCUGAGAGCGGCGUCCAUCCUGGUGCGUGACGCUCUGCUGGAGACGCGCUGGGAUAUGCCCCUUGGCGAGUCCACGGACUGGGGCACCCUGAUCAGCGACGAGGCGGCGGCAGGCUGCCGGACGGCGCAGGUGCUCACGCAGUACUGCAUCGUCGCCAACUACUACUGGCUGCUGGUGGAGGGCGUGUACCUGCACACGCUGCUCGUGGUGCCUGUCUUCUCCGAGGAGACCUACUUCAAGGUGUACCUCGCCGUCGGCUGGGGGACCCCCGUGCUGUUCGUGGCUCCCUGGGUGGUGGUGAAAUAUUUGAAGGAAAAUACAGAGUGCUGGGGGCACAAUGAGAACAUGGGCUACUGGUGGAUCAUCCGCACGCCCAUACACCUUGCCAUUCUGAUAAACUUCAUCAUGUUCAUAAGAAUACUCAAAAUUAUCACCUCCAAGCUCAGAGCUCACCAGAUGGGCUACACAGACUUCAAAUUCAGGUUGGCCAAGUCGACGCUGACGUUGAUCCCGCUGCUGGGAAUCCACGAGAUUGUGUUCACCUUCAUCACGGACGAGCACGCCCAUGAUGCGCUGCGCCACGUCAAGCUCUUCUUCGCUCUCUUCUUCAAUUCCUUCCAGGGUCUUUUUGUGGCAAUCCUCUACUGCUUUGUCACCAGAGAAGUCCAAGCUGAGGUCCGCAAGCAGUGGAAGCGCUGGCGGCUGGGCAAGGAGCUCGAGAGCAGACUCAACUACAUCCAGGUGUCAAACCUGAAGGCGUCGCGGGACGAGGCCGAGCAGCGCAACGGCCACAGCACGGCCUCCACGGGGCUGCAGGAGACCCAGGACCUGCCGAGCCACACGGAGGCCCUCCGGCCCAACAGCCUGUGCGAUGCGCCACUCCCAACGCCAGACACCGCUUCUCUUAAAUCUCUGCAGGGAGAAGCCCCCUUAGAGCAGCAGCAGCAGCAGCAGGACGAUCACUCGUGCGGCACCAGCUGCACGCCUGUCGUGACUUUUGUCGGCGACGCCGGCAGCAGUGUGUGGACGGUUUGAUGGCGUCUACUCGGGGUCUUCUCGAGUUCUCGCCACUCGCGUUUGCUGGGGGGUGGUGCUGGAGAAGCUUUGAGGAGCUGUGUCCAUGGGGGGUGGCGAUGUCGAGUUGGGUCGUAGCAGCGAGCACGUGUCCCAAGCAUCCUUUGUGGCUGGCGUCUCAUACCCUGCUUGAUGUGUGAGACGGGAUUGCGCACUGUCGCAGACCUCUUCAAAACAUGCCAAUCGCCACCGAGGAGGACAAUGGGACACUUUGACAGCCGACUGCGGAGAGCCGGACCUUGCACUCAGCGACCGUCUCCACCGGUGAAGCCUGCGGCUAAAUAAGGAGUCCUCCUGUCACCCCGGCAAGCCCACCCCGAACGAUCCGUUUUUGGGGAGUGACAGUGGUGAGCCUGUGACAGACUUGCCUGGAAUGUGUCCGAUCUCUGUUGGAUCUCAGUAUGUAAGCAGGGUUGAGCCUUGGACAAGCGCUUCGAUGGGCGACCAACACCGUACAUUAACCAGCUGUUGUAGGCUGCAACUGCGAUCUGUUGUCGGCAGAGGGCAUUGCGGCAUAUGCCAGUGUUGCACUUUACCAUGCUCCACAACGCCUUCGCUAACUUGCACUGACCAGUAUGACGAAGUAUGGUCAAAUGACCCGCAUGUCAUGGGGAGGCCCUGGUCCAGCAGUCGAUUGACCAAUAAAGGAUAUACAUGCGUGCACACGUGGCUGCUUUUACAACAGUUCACGUGUUCAGGAGCUUCACGUGUUCAGCGCCGCUGGUGCAGUGGUAUCCAACAAAAUGAAGUUUCCCCCUUUUUUGGACCCGUGUUUGCAGCGCACAUUCAUGUAGUGACAGUGCAAGAUGAUGGGGUGAGGAUGGGGUGGGGGUGGAGAUGGUGGUUUCGACUGGAAGCCGUUGCACAAGUUGGCAGUAAAAGCCAGAUUAAUAAUCCUGCGAGAACGCACGUGUAUUGCGUUGGGUUAUCAUCAAUCAAGACGCAGCAUGGUCACAUUCCUUAAUGGAAGGAGUUUCCUUUUUUUAAGUCUGCAAAAGGGGCCAUACGGAGGUGUGAGCAUGACCCUUGAACUGCAUUGAUAUGUCGUACACACAGGACCGACAAGAGUGGCGGACAAAACGGAAAAAUUUGCCCCUGGCCUCGCAUAAAAGAGGGCCUCACAACCAUGUUGUCACUAAUAAGGGGGGCCCACGUAACAUUCUACUCUGGGCCUUUAGCCCUGGGUCUCCACGAAUCUCUGGUCGGCCCUACGGUCCUACAUGGGCGUAGUGUGGUUGGCAUGGGCUCUGGUAAAUCGAAUUAAACUUGGGCCUCGUCCAAUUUACUCCCGUAGCCUGGCGCCUGUCCUCUCCAGGCCCGUGGCCACGGGCACCGGUGCAGUUAAACAGCCUGCAUACUCGCUAGCUAUGCUACUAUGUACAUGGCGCAUACGCACAUGGAAACGUCGAGUGUAAGCCUGCCUGCCAUGCAGGGAGCAAGCAGGGCAUAGCACCUGGUGUCCACAAGGCGUGUGACGACGCAUUGUUAUUUCAUGAAUCACAAUCGAUGCACUACGCUCACGAUACACACACGGAUCGGGUAGUAUGUGUAUGCAUCGAUGUAUUAACCUUUUUCAGUAAAUUACGCACAAACGACGUGUAAUGUUACAGUGAGGUGAAGAGAAUGAACAAAACAGUUGAAAAUAGACGGG